AUGUUGUCUAAUAUUUUAAAGAAAAGCUCAAAUGCAUCUAUUGAUGAGAAGAAGAGGAAGAGGAUGAUAUCAAAUCGAGAAUCUGCAAGACGAUCAAGAAUGAGGAGGCAAAAGAAGGCGGAGGACUUGAUCAAUGAGAAAGCCGAGUUAGAGAAAGAGCUACUUGAAGAUAAUCACAAGUAUGUCGCUAAAUGUCAAAUUCUUUUUGUUCUUGAAUCUAAGAAUGAAGUUCUGAGGGCUAAGAAGAUGGAGUUGAUACAGUAUUUGAAGUGCUUGAACCAGAUUCUUAUCAGCUAUGAAGAAACUGAGUCCAACCAUAAUCUUCAAGUUUCAGAACCAUUUAUGAACUUGUCCAAAAGUUCAUGA
Messenger RNA from Hevea brasiliensis (rubber tree), 366 nucleotides. RefSeq names its product bZIP transcription factor 53-like. The record is from RefSeq and is a predicted model, not a curated record. Lineage: Eukaryota; Viridiplantae; Streptophyta; Magnoliopsida; Malpighiales; Euphorbiaceae. Gene Ontology annotation, biological process: positive regulation of DNA-templated transcription. Gene Ontology annotation, cellular component: nucleus. Gene Ontology annotation, molecular function: DNA-binding transcription factor activity; transcription cis-regulatory region binding. The coding region runs from base 1 to 366 and encodes 121 amino acids. The transcript has a single exon.